Messenger RNA from Dipodomys spectabilis (banner-tailed kangaroo rat), 1737 nucleotides. RefSeq names its product chromosome unknown C2orf72 homolog (gene CUNH2orf72). Lineage: Eukaryota; Metazoa; Chordata; Mammalia; Rodentia; Heteromyidae. The record is from RefSeq and is a predicted model, not a curated record. The transcript has 4 exons. Bases 1 to 870 code for a protein of 289 amino acids.
AUGGAGCGCGAGCUGGAGGCGCUGGUGGCGCGGCCCGGGGACCCGGCCGAGCCGCCCUUCCAGGCGCUGGUGGAGGCGGCGGGGGGCCGCGGGCAGGUGCUGCUGGUGGGCGAGCUGUGGGAGCGCGAGCAGAGCCGCGCCCUGCUGCGGGACUUCGCCCGCGCCGUGUUCCCGCCCGAGCCCGCCGGGGGCCCUCGGGGCAGCGCGGAGGCCGAAGCCGUGGGCGCGGGCCCGGGCGCGGCGUGCGGGCCGCGGAGGGCCCCGGGGGCGGAGGCGACGCGCGCCAUCCGCUCGCCGCUGGUCUUCGUGCUGUGCCGCGCGGCGUCGCUGGCUGCCCGGGAGCCGCGGCGCCGCCUGCGGGAGAUGCUGCGGGACGUGCGCGGCCGGCGGCGUGCGGGCGCGGCGCUGGUCGGGGUGCUGGUGGCCGAGGCGGGGCCCGAAGACGCGGCGGCGCCGGGGCUGCGGCGGCUGGAGGCGCUGCUGCGCGGCGUGUUCGGCCGCCAGGUCGGGGGCCCGGUGCAGGCGGCCGCCUACUGCCCCGCACGCCCGGCCUCCAGCCUGGCUGCGCAAGCGGCCGCCUGCAGGGCCCUGCAAGCCGCGGGACCCGGACGGCCAGUGGAAGGCUCCUGGGAGAGACCGGGCCUCCCAGGACUGCUGACCUGCUUUUCUUGGGGUCUCCGGAGCCAGAGGAAGGACCAAGAUGCCUCCUGUUCCCGAGACCCAGCUCAGAGGAACUCCCAGGAUGUGGAGGAAGAGCUGGCACUGACUGCCAUGUUUCCCAAUGGAGACUGCGAAGAUCAUGGAAAUGGAUCUAGGGCCCAGGAGAGCAUCGUCCAUCUUCCUCCUAAGCCCACAGGAGAUAGGAGAUGAAGGCUGAACCCUUGGGCUGUCCCUGGCUCUGAUCUCAGCCUGGAAUCUGGCCCUUCUUACUGAGCCCAUGUCUACACAUGGACCUCACCUGCUGGGAGCUGUCAUUUCACUGUUGCCAGCUAGGCAGUGGGACUUGCUAAGACAAACAGAACCAAUCACAGUGAGACUGAUUUGUCUCUGGACCUUGGUUUCUCUAAACUGGAGACAGUUGGCUUUCUACUUUAAGGCUGUGCUCUGGUGGCAGGUGUUCAAGGGUAAAGCUGGGUCAGAAGUCAUCAGAUCUAGCCAGGUGCCAGUGCCUCACACCUGUAAUCCUAGCUACUUAGGAAGCUGAGGAAUACAGUUCAAAGCCAAGCCCAGUCAGGAAAGUCUGUGAGAUUCUUAAUCUCUAGUUCACCAACAAAUGGCUAGAAGUAACGCUGUGGCUCAAGUGGUAGAGUGGUAACCUUGAGCGCAAAAGUGCAGAGACAGUACCAGGCCAGGUUCAAGCCCUAGAAUUAGUACAAAAAAACAAACAAAUGAAAAAACCCUUCAUCAGAUCUAUGCCUUUGGACUUGUCUUUCAACCUCUGAGGCUUCUGUUUCCAAGAUGAUUGAAGGCCGGCUAGGCCAGCAGCUUUCAACAAGUGACCAGGCAACGUGUGAGUCCACGAGCGCAUGUCGGGGAUCAUUGUGACUUGUGGGGCACCCCGGGCAUUUCGUGGGCAUCUCACGAUGUUCAGGACAGUCCAACAGCAAAGAACUGGUUUGCUCAAGAAACUGGAGGGGCUAAUCCCGUCUCUCUGUCAUUCUAGGAAGAGUCACCUCCAAGCUUCCUGGGGCCUUGGCUGUCAGCACAAGCCAAAAUAAAGAACUCAGUGUGAGCGUG